This is a messenger RNA of Acinonyx jubatus (cheetah), 641 nucleotides long. RefSeq lists its product as uncharacterized. Bases 135 to 641 code for a protein of 168 amino acids. Gene Ontology annotation, cellular component: external side of plasma membrane. Gene Ontology annotation, biological process: antigen processing and presentation of endogenous peptide antigen via MHC class I via ER pathway, TAP-independent; positive regulation of T cell mediated cytotoxicity; antigen processing and presentation of endogenous peptide antigen via MHC class Ib. The transcript has a single exon. The record is from RefSeq and is a predicted model, not a curated record. Lineage: Eukaryota; Metazoa; Chordata; Mammalia; Carnivora; Felidae. Gene Ontology annotation, molecular function: peptide antigen binding; signaling receptor binding.
ACUCAUGAUUCGGCCCCAGUUCGCUCUCCCGUUGUGUGUAGGGUUUCUAGGGAAGCCAAUCAGCGACACCAUGGUUCUGGGUUAUAGUGUAAUUACUGGAAGGGCGGCGACUUAGCUUCUCAGCAAAACAUGAGAUGUCAGUCUUGCGUCCCGGACCCCUCCUCCUGCUGCUGUCGGGGACCCUGGCCCUGAGACCAGGACGGAUGAGUGCGGGGUCGGGAGAGAAAACGCCUCAGCGUGGGCGGAGGCAAGGGACCGCUAGACGGAAGGGCUGCUCCACCGCCUCGGACCCAGAGCUCUCACCUCCGCCUCACCCACCCCUUGGUCCCGACUCUUCUCCAACCUGCCGCCCCUCUUCCGUCCCACAAGCCCUCUCGUCCGUGCCCUCCCGGCCGCCUCCCCGUAGGACCCGGGCCCCACGCCGAGAGGAGGGUCGGGAGGGGUCUUACCCCUCCGCGCCCACAGGCUCCCACUCCCUGAGGUAUUUCCACACCGCGGUGUCCCGGCCGGGCCGCGGGGAGCCUGGGUACUUGGAAGUCGGCUACAUGGACGACACGCAGUUCGUGCGGUUCGACAGCGACACCCCGAGUUCGGUGAUGGAGCCGCGGUUGCCGUGGGUGGACCAGGAGGGGCCGGAGUAG